AAUAUAAAGAUUAAGGUGAAUUUACGGGGCAAAGGCGGAGUCUUUCACAUUGAUCCAAGUCAUAGUGAAAGAGAAAGAGACAGUCAGGUGUAUAAAUACACCUGUACCUCUCAGCAUUCUCCCACUCUCUGUUAUCCUCUCAGCAUUCUCCCACUCUGUUAUCCUCUCAGCAUUCUCCCACUCUCUGUUAUCCUCUCAGCAUUCUCCCACUCUCUGUUAUCCUCUCAGCAUUCUCCCACUCUGUUAUCCUCUCAGCAUUCUCCCACUCUCUGUUAUCCUCUCAGCAUUCUCCCACUCUCUGUUAUCCUCUCAGCAUUCUCCCACUCUGUCAUCCUCUCAGCAUUCUCCCACUCUCUGUUAUCCUCUCAGCAUUCUCCCACUCUCUGUCAUCCUCUCAGCAUUCUCCCACUCUCUGUCAUCCUCUCAGCAUUCUCCCACUCUCUGUCAUCCUCAGACUCUCUGUCAUCCUCAGACACUCUCUCAUCUGCAGACUCUCUGUCAUCCUCAGACUCUCUGUCAUCCUCAGACUCUCUGUCAUCCUCAGACUCUCUGAAGCACAGCGCUCAAAGCAGUAAUAUGGCAGCUCUUCUCUUCAUUGCAACAAUCUGCUUGGGCUACGCAGCAGCAUUCUCAGAGGUACCCGUGGACUGCUGUCUGUCAACCACUGACAUCCGUUUCCCUCGGCACUUUAAGAUGGUCUCCUACCUGCUGCAGACUACAGACAGAGGCUGUGACAUCGAUGCCACUGUGUUCAUCACCAAGACAGGGGCGAGACUGUGCUCGCCCCAUCCCGCAGAGAGCAAGUGGGUGGCUGACUACGUCAAACGUCUGGAGCGAACCAUCUCCCCCCGGAGAGCUAACUCACCUCAGGAGUAAAUGAGCAGAGUAAGACCAGGAGAGGAGACGUGGAGGAGUGGAGGAGACAUUCAUUUAAACCUUUUUUAACUGAAGAGUUGUCCUAGAUACUGUAGCAGACCAAAUCGUUUUUACAAAAUACUGUACAAGAAACCCUUGUGAAUAGUGCAUACUGUAAAUUAAUAUCAUAGCAAAACCAUUUCCCAUCAAUAUUUUUAGAGAUGUGUUAGAUUGGUUUUGUAAAAUGUUAUAUUCAAGUUGUACAAUUUGUUAAUAUGGUUUGGUGGGUGGAUUAGAGAAAAUGUUGACGUGAAUGUCAGCUGUCAUGAAAAUGUAUAUUUCAAAUAAAUAUUUCCAAUAAAAUAUAGUUUUCUGUAAAA
Molecule: messenger RNA, 1235 nt
Organism: Oncorhynchus keta (chum salmon)
Lineage: Eukaryota; Metazoa; Chordata; Actinopteri; Salmoniformes; Salmonidae
Gene: ccl19a.2
Product: chemokine (C-C motif) ligand 19a, tandem duplicate 2
Exons: 4
Biological process (GO): G protein-coupled receptor signaling pathway; chemokine-mediated signaling pathway; monocyte chemotaxis
Cellular component (GO): extracellular region
Molecular function (GO): chemokine activity; CCR chemokine receptor binding
Source: RefSeq, a predicted model, not a curated record